Molecule: messenger RNA, 1859 nt
Organism: Phlebotomus papatasi
Lineage: Eukaryota; Metazoa; Arthropoda; Insecta; Diptera; Psychodidae
Product: maltase A1-like
Exons: 2
Coding region: 50-1768 (572 amino acids)
Biological process (GO): carbohydrate metabolic process
Source: RefSeq, a predicted model, not a curated record
ACUGUUGAGAAACUCGCCAGUUUUCGAAUGAUCUUCCAAGUGUAACAAAAUGAGGAUCUUUUCAGUGACCAUUCUGUGUUUGUGCUAUAGUGGAAUUCUUGGAGAUCUCGAUUGGUGGAAAACUGCCAAUGUCUACCAAAUUUAUCCGAGGUCCUUCAAGGAUUCAAACGGUGAUGGAAUAGGAGAUCUCAAUGGGAUUACCGAAAGGCUACCUUAUUUAAAAGACUUAGGGAUUCAUGCUGCAUGGCUAUCUCCAAUUUUCAAAUCACCAAUGAUAGAUUUUGGCUAUGACAUCUCAGAUUUUCGUGAUAUUCAACCAGAGUACGGAACUCUACAGGAUUUUGAUCGUCUCUUAAAGAUAGCUCAUGAUCUUAACAUUAAAAUACUUCUGGAUCUUGUGCCUAAUCAUUCAAGUGAUCAGCAUGAAUGGUUUGUAAAGUCGGCAAAUCGAGAUCCAGACUUUGUGGACUACUACGUGUGGCAUCCUGGAAAGGAUGAUCCUUCUGAUCCUACUAAAAAGCUUCCGCCUAGUAAUUGGCUUAGUGCUUUUCGCGGAAGUGCUUGGAGAUGGCAUGAAGAAAGAGGAGAAUAUUAUCUUCAUCAGUUUGCCUAUCAACAGCCAGAUUUAAAUUACAGGAAUGCCAAAGUUGUGGAUGAAAUGAAAGAUAUUAUAAGAUUCUGGCUCAACAGAGGUGUUGAUGGGUUCCGUAUAGAUGCUGUGUUAUGUCUGUUUGAAGCGGAACCAGUUGAUGGUGCAUAUCCAGAUGAACCAAAGAGUGAAAAUACCGACGAUCCAGAUAAUCCGGAGUAUCUAAAUCACAUUUACACACAAAAUCAGCCAGAAACUGUAGAAAUGGUAUAUCAGUGGCGUGAAGUAUUUGAAGAGUUCACAAAUGCUGAUCAAAAUACAAGGCUUAUGCUAACUGAAGCAUAUUCAGAUAUAGACAUCCUAAUGACCUAUUACGGGGAUGGUGUUCGAAAAGGAUCACACGUUCCUUUCAAUUUCUUCUUGCUCACGCAUAUCAAAAAUGAUUCCAAUGCGAUUGACUUCCGCAAAGCUAUUCAGAUAUGGUUGGACAAACUCCCUGAAGAUUGCGUAGCAAACUGGGUUCUUGGGAAUCACGAUCAGAGGCGUGUGGCAUCGAGGUUUGGUACCCACAGAAUUGACAUCAUCAACAUGAUCCUCAAUACUCUUCCUGGGAUUAGUAUUACGUACAAUGGUGAAGAGAUUGGGAUGACAGACGUUUUCCUUACAUGGGAAGAGACAGUUGACCCUCCUGCAUGCAAUUCUAAUUCUGAGAUCUAUGACAAAUUUUCACGGGACCCUGCACGCACUCCUUUCCAAUGGGAUGAUAGUACCAGUGCGGGAUUCUCAACAAAUACGAAAACUUGGCUUCCGGUAUCCCCUCUGUACAAAGAAGUCAAUGUUAAAGUUGAACGUUCAUUUCCGAGAAGUCACUACAAAGUCUACCGGAAGCUUCUUCAAUUGAGGCGAACACCCACUCUUCAGAAGGGAAACGUUGAAACCCGGACUCACGGGCAGAAUGUACUGUCUAUCACUCGAAGUCUACCCGGUGAGGAUACCUUCAUCACAGUGGUGAACAUUGGACCUGACCACGAAAUGGUUGACCUAAGGGAACUCUUCUCUGGACGGUUGACCUUCCACAUCGUCUCUGUAUAUUCGAAAAGGCAUGAAGGGGAUCCUAUAAGAGGCCCAAUUUUGGAUUUGGAUCCGCAUGAAGGGGUCAUCCUUAAAGGAUUCCCUUAAACAUCCUAUCAGGCAUACUAUAAUAGUCGAUUGCAAAUUAAAUGUAAUUAGUAUUUUUUGUAAUUCAAUAAAGUUAUUUGAUGAGAUAUAA